AUGGGCAACUUCUUCAAGGCUACGGACGUGCCGCCUGAGGUGGCGGAGGCGAUCAAGGCGAAGCAGGAGUUGCGUAAGGCGGAGCAGGCGGCCCAGCGGUUUGCUGCGGUGGUGCUGCGGGCCCGCGGUGAGCUCGAGACGGCCACCGACGCGCGCGAGGAGAAGAUCGCGGAGCAGGCCGUGGCGGAGGCGGCCUAUCGACUGGCCCUUCAGACCUUGCAGAAGGAACAAGCCCGCGACUCUCCACAGACACACGGAAACAAGAUUGUCAUCGACUUUGAGAUCUUCGAGACAGCGGAUCCCGAUGACAUGGACGAUGCCGAAAAGAAUACCUUCACGCAGUAA
Molecule: messenger RNA, 345 nt
Organism: Prorocentrum cordatum
Lineage: Eukaryota; Dinophyceae; Prorocentrales; Prorocentraceae
Source: the annotation of a GenBank genome assembly